Messenger RNA from Hordeum vulgare subsp. vulgare (domesticated barley), 2010 nucleotides. Its product is annotated as sucrose transport protein SUT5-like. Bases 97 to 1674 code for a protein of 525 amino acids. Gene Ontology annotation, biological process: sucrose transport. The transcript is spliced from 10 exons. The record is from RefSeq and is a predicted model, not a curated record. Lineage: Eukaryota; Viridiplantae; Streptophyta; Magnoliopsida; Poales; Poaceae. Gene Ontology annotation, molecular function: sucrose:proton symporter activity. Gene Ontology annotation, cellular component: plasma membrane.
AUCCCAUCCGUCGACGCCGACGCCUCUCGCCUCCUGCUCCUCUCGCCACCCAGCGCCCACUUGUCUUCCCGUAGAGCUCGCAGUUCUACCUUGGCCAUGGAGGAAGGCCGGAGCGACGCCAAGGAGGCCAGCAUGGCCGAGCUGGCCGCGUCCCUGGAGAAGGUCCGCCAGAUCGAGGGCGACGGCAACAAUGUCGACGGCAAGAAGAAGCUUUGGGGGCUCCUCCGGCUGUUCAUGGCAUGCAUGGUCUCCGGCGGGAUCCAGUACGGCUGGGCGCUGCAGCUCUCCCUCCUCUCUCCCUACUCCCAGACGCUUGGGAUUCCCCACCAGUACGUUUCCCUGACCUGGAUCUGCGGCCCCAUCGCUGGAUUCGUGGUGCAACCCAUCGUCGGCUACUACAGCGACCGGUGCACGGCCAGGAUGGGCCGGAGGCGGCCCUUCAUCCUCGUCGGAUGCCUCAUAAUCUGCGCCUCGGUGUUGCUCAUCGGCUUCUCCGCGGACAUCGGGCGGGCGCUCGGCGACUCCAAGGAGCACUGCAGCGUGAGCACGGGUCCUCGAUGGGCCGCCGCCGCCGUGUACAUUGUUGGCUUCUGGUUCCUCGACUUCGCCAACAACACCGUCCAGGGACCGGCUCGUGCCAUGAUGGCCGAUCUUUCCGCUGGAAACCAUGGCCCAAACGUCGGGCAGGCAGUCUUCUGCCUGUGGAUGGCCAUCGGCAACGUCCUCGGCUACACGGCCGGCGCCAACGGGAAAUGGCACGAGUGGUUCCCUUGGCUGAAAACUUCGGCGUGCUGCGACGCUUGCGCGAACCUCAAGGGCGCCUUCCUCACCGCAGUGAUCCUCAUUGUCAUCAGCAUGGCGGUCACCAUGUUCCUCGCCGGCGAGAAGCAGCUCGAUAAGGCCGACGUCCAGGCCUCCUCCGGUCGAGGCUGCAUCUCCGCCUUCGGCGAUCUCUUCAAGAGCUUGAAGAACCUCCCCCCUUCCAUGUUCAAAGUGCUCGCCGUCACCGGCAUAACCUGGCUCGCCUGGUUCCCCUUCAUCCAGUACGACACUGACUGGAUGGGUCGGGAGAUCUACCACGGCAUGCCGCAGGGGCCCAAGUCGUCCAUCUACGACGCCGGCGUCCGCGAGGGCGCCAUCGGCCUGCUCCUCAGCUCCAUCACCCUCGGGGCCACCUCCUUCCUCAUUCCCAAGCUCUGCCGCAAGCUGACGUCAAAGGUCGUCUGGUCCAUCAGCAACUUCAUGGUGUUCGGCAUCAUGACGGCCAUGGUCGUCGUCGGCUUGAUCUCCACUAAGGGGUACAACGCGACCCUGACUGCCAACCUCACCGGACCUGACCCCAAGCUCAAGGCCAUAGCGCUCACCCUCUUCGCGCUCAUCGGAAUCCCGCAGGCCGUACUGUUCAGUGUACCAUGGGCUGUUGCUUCUGAGGUUACCACUGACGAGGAUGGCGGCCAAGGCCUCGCCAUUGGCGUCCUCAACAUUGCCAUCGUCGUGCCACAGCUGAUCAUCGCGCUCACCGCUGGCCCGCUGGACAAAGCCUUCGGGAAGGACAACACGCCGGCGUUCGGCAUCGGCGGCGCCUUCGCCUUCAUCUGCGCCAUCCUCGCGCUCAUCGUGCUCCCCAAAACGAGGGGCACGUCCAACGCCGCCGUCAUGGCCGGAGGGCACUGAUACGGCGAUACACCUUGAGACGAGAGCCCCGGCAGGAACUUUGGUUGCAAAAGUGAUCGUUCCCUAGCUUAGAUGUUGAUAUAUAUAUAUGUGUGUGAGCCGAGGUCGUGUUUCUGUUUUCAUUUCCACCGCCGUUUGUUCGUCCAUCAUGUUUUUAGCUGGGAGUUGAGACCAACUGCAAUGCAGUGGUAGAGAGACAAGAUGAGUUCCCUCGUCGCCAUGUUUUAGCUGUUCCGGGAACCUCUUGAAACAUUCAGUUGAUAUGAACAUUGGUAAUCUAUACCGAUUUAAUAUAUUUGCGCGUCAUGGAGAGUAAUCUCCAGACACAAUGUUUUG